AUGCAGCAGACGGAUUUGGUCAGGGUGCAACACCAAAAUGUUAUGACCGUCAAUACUGAGGUUCAGCGCGGUAGUCAGGGCCCCCUUUCGAUGGAAGAAGUCUUAAAGGAGUACUCAGAUGUGUUUCAAGGCACUGGAAAAUUGAAGGGGCAGUACAAGCUGGAAAUUGAAGAGAAUGCUAAGCCAGUGGUCCAUCCUCCUAGACGAGUACCUGUCGUGCUCAAGGGAAAGCUGAAACGAAAGGACCUCAACAAAGUUCUUAGGAGGAGCCACUAUCCAACCCCGACAGUUGAAGACAUUCUACCUGAGCUUACCAGGGCUAAAGUGUUCUCCACUGUGGACGCAAAGAACGGUUUCUGGCACGUUGAGCUUGACGAUGACAGUUCACGCUUAACAACAUUCAAUUCUCCCUUUGGAAGAUUUUGCUGGCGUCGCCUGCCAUUUGGUCUUUGUUCGGCCCUGGAGAAGUUUCAACGAAGGCUUAACUACGCACUUGACGGCCUGACGGGUGUAUUAACCAUUCAUGAUGAUAUCUUGAUUUUUGGCGAGGGGUCUACAGUGGAAGAAGCACGGACAGAUCACGACAACAAUUUCCACUCCUUAAUGCGGAGGUGCCGGGAGCAGAACAUUAAGUUGAACCAGGACAAGGUGAAUCUGCGACGCAAAGAAGUCCCAUUUAUGGGUCAUGUGGUAUCAGAGAAGGGUCUUCAAGCAGAUCCCGCAAAAAUUAAGGCGGUGUUGGAAAUGCCCACGCCAACUGACGUGGCCAGUGUACGAAGAUUUGUUGGAUUCACAAAUUAUCUGAGCAAGUUCUUGCCUCAACUAAGUGAUGCAUUGGAGCCACUCCGUAAGCUAAAUUCACCAGAUGUAGAAUGGUUCUGGACUGACAUGCAUGACAGUGCUGUCCAACAAGUGAAGCUGCGGAUCACAAAGGCACCUGUCCUCGAAUUUUUCGACUCAACAGAGAGCCUCACCUCACAGUGCGAUGCAUCAGAUAAAGAACUGGGUGCCGUUCUACUUCAGAAGGGUCAGCCUAUUGCCUAUGCGAGCCGUGCGCUAACCGAUGCAGAGUCUCGGUACGCCCAGAUUGAGAAGGAGCUUUUGGCUGUGGUUUACGGUUUGGAAAGGUUUCAUACUUACACUUACGGUGGAGAAGUGUUUGUGGAAUCAGACCACAAGCCUCUGGAAGUUAUUGUCAAGAAGCCACUGCAUCGAACUCCGAAGAGGCUUCAGCGCAUGCUCAUGCGAGUUCAGUUGUACAACGUCAAACUGGGCUACAAGAAAGGCUCCUCCAUGUAUCUGGCCGACACCCUAAGUCGGGCUUAUUUACCCUACGAUAGAAGCCAGGAUGUCGCUUCAGAGAUUGAGAGCAUCAACAUGACGCAGCACAUCCGUUUGAAGUCGAGUACGCUUCAAGAAAUUAAAGACCACACGCAGAAGGAUAACAGCCUUCUAGAACUGAUUAAAGUCAUCAAGGCUGGUUGGCCUGAAACUAAAGAAGAAUUGUCUCAUCUGGUGUUGCCCUUCUUUGAUGUUCGUGAUGAGUUGAGCGUCUGCGAUGGCAUUGUCAUUAGAGGAGAAAGAGUGGUGGUCCCAAAGUCGCUGCGUCGAGACAUGUUGUAUCGUCUGCAUGAUGCUCAUAGUGGAGUUGUAAGUACCCUUUUGCGCGCUAGAGUAAGCAUAUACUGGCCAGGAAUGAGCGGUGAAAUCAAGCAGUUUAUUGAAAUGUGUGAUGUCUGCAAGGCGUUUGACCGGAAGCAGCCUAAGGAGACUCUCAUUCCUCAUGAAGUGCCUGACCGGCCAUGGGCGAAAGUUGGAGUUGACUUGUUCACUUACAGGGGUCGGAACUAUCUCAUUUGUGGUGAUUACUAUGCUUCUUUCCGGGAAAUCGAUUCCCUUGACAAAACUACUUCGGGGGCGGUAGUACAGAAGUUAAAGUCGCACUUUGCAAGGCAUGGAAUCCCGGAGACGUGUGUAUCAGACAACGGUCCUCAGUUUACCUCGACUGAAUUUAAGGAAUUUAGCCGCCAGUGGAACUUUGUGCAUGUAACAAGUUCGCCAGCUUAUUCGCAAAGCAACGGAAAGGUAGAAGCAGCUGUUAGCUCCGCUAAAAAUGUUAUGAGUAAGUCAAGAAAAGUCAGAACAGAUCCAUACCUCGCUCUCCUCGAAUACAGAAACACGCCUAGUCAGGGAUUGGGCACCAGUCCGGUGCAGCGGUUGAUGUCAAGGCGCACAAGAGCACAACUACCCAUCAUUCCUAAGCUUCUCAGUCUAGCUUUCCAGCCCAAGAUCUAUCAGAAGCUUCUCGCCAAGAAAGAACGACAAGUCCUUGCUUCCAAUAGGGGGGCUAAGAAUAUCGCCGUCACCUGA
Messenger RNA from Pocillopora verrucosa, 2370 nucleotides. The record is from RefSeq and is a predicted model, not a curated record. NCBI's taxonomy places the organism in Eukaryota, Metazoa, Cnidaria, Anthozoa, Scleractinia, Pocilloporidae.